Messenger RNA from Camponotus floridanus (Florida carpenter ant), 698 nucleotides. RefSeq lists its product as uncharacterized. NCBI's taxonomy places the organism in Eukaryota, Metazoa, Arthropoda, Insecta, Hymenoptera, Formicidae. The transcript is spliced from 3 exons. Bases 123 to 647 code for a protein of 174 amino acids. The record is from RefSeq and is a predicted model, not a curated record.
CAUUAUUGUGAGAACAAUAUUAAAUCAUAUCCGAAAUAUACAUUAUUUUCAUUCUGUUAUUUUAUAUAUGUUGUUAAAUAUGUCAUUGUCUUUUAUUUAAAAAAAAGUUCUAGUACUGCAAAAUGAUUUGUCGUGACUAUAUGAUACGAGUGUGCUUCAGAAAUCCUUGCAAAAUGCAGCAUAAAAUUAUUGCCUGCAGUAAUGAAUCUUGUAACGGGAAUAGAUUGUGCAAAUUUGUACAUCUAACGAAGGAUGAAAUUGUUGAGCUUAAUAAAAAUGUACGACCGUUUCGUGAAACGGUAUAUAAUGAGAUGAAGCGUUUAGCUUUCAUUUUACGAGAAUCCUAUUCAACGGAAUUAAGAGCACAUACAUGUUCAUUAUAUCUGCUGGGAGAGUGUGUAUGGCCAUGUUUAUCAUGUGGAACAGCUUCCAACAAUAAUAACAAUAUAAAUAAUACUCCUCCAGUAUGCAACAAAUGUUACAUAAUAUUAAAUGAAGACAUGGAGGCAUUGAUUUGUGGCCACGUCUAUUGCAAAUAUUGUACGAAUCGACUGCAAAUUCGCGUAGAUGGUGCCUUGCCAGUAUAUCACUGCGUAAAAUGUAAUACAUGGGAAAAGUUUGUUAUUUUAUAUGGAGCAAAUAGAUGAAAACAAAUAGACAAAAACAAAUAAAGGUGCAAGGUUAAUAAAAGAGAUGCG